AUGUCUAACGCAGAAGACAGAAUUGCCAGAUUAGAAGCGUUAGUAGAGAAGCAGUCGAAGUUAAUUGCUACGACAGGGCAGAGGCUCUUGGAGUUACAGGUGCACGAUGUCAAACUGAAAAUGUCGCAAAUACUGUCCCUGGAGGGGCAAUCGUCAAAACUAGACUCCGAUGAGUUUAUCACCAAUGAAGAUGUUGUCCAGCUAGUGACCGAGCUCCAGACUCAGCUAGAUUUUUUAGAGGAUAGAUCUAUGCGUCGUACACAUAAUUCGACCUUGAAAGAAGACACUGAGAAGUUGGCACCAUUGAGUAACCGGGAUGGCGAUUUUCCUGAGUUUCUGAUACCAAUUACAUUUGGAGACUUUAAGGCGUUGUCGAAGGAGGGAGUUUUGAGAAUGGGGUUAUUUUUUGAGAUAAUUUUGCCUUCCGAGGGCGAGAUACUGGAGACUCUUUCAAAGAGCACUGACACCAAGAACGAUCUUAUCAACCUAGCCAAAAACAAGGAUAUAUCGGAACUCAUGAAUAAUUUCGAUGAUGAGCAAGUUGACGAUGUUUAUGAUGAAUUGGCAAGAUAUUUUGGGAUCAAGCAUCGUAGGCGAGCUGAUGGGUGGUGA
Molecule: messenger RNA, 612 nt
Organism: Lodderomyces elongisporus
Lineage: Eukaryota; Fungi; Ascomycota; Pichiomycetes; Serinales; Debaryomycetaceae
Gene: MRP8
Product: Mrp8p
Exons: 1
Coding region: 1-612 (203 amino acids)
Source: RefSeq, a predicted model, not a curated record